CUGAACUUGGCUACCCUGAGCUGUAUUUUCGAAGACUGAGCGCCUUUCUUUUGGUCAUCCCGGAAUCCAAAUUUAGUCCAUCCAUCCAUCCAUUUUUGGUGUCCGCUUCACUUUUCCGACUUGUCAACAACCCCCACUCCAUCCAUCCAGCCAUUGAUUGACCAUGAGUAAACGGCCGUCGCCGUCUCACUCCUCGGAUCCAGCCAUCCCAGCCACCUCUCAGUCCGCCCGCCGUUCCUCCAAGUUCCGUCGUAUCACUCACACCCAAGAGAACGGACCCGUGGGGCAUACCGCCUCGCCACACCAGUCCCCUCCACCCCAUCGCUUGAAAUGGAAGGCCGAAGCGGGCACCAUUCUCCGCGUUUCGCUCAAGAACUUCAUGUGUCACGCCUCGUUUACGUAUCGCCCGCAGCCUCGCCUCAAUUUCCUGAGCGGGGUUAAUGGUAGCGGCAAAUCCGCCGUCCUGACUGCCAUCACUUUUGCCUUGGGCGGUACGGCUCGCACGGCUAAUCGUGGGACCAGUACCAAGUCAUUUGUGCGGACAGGAGCCACCGCCGCCACGGUCGAGCUGACCUUGAGCAAUCAAGGCGAGUACGGCUAUCGUUCGGAUUUAUACGGGACUGAGCUCACCAUUGUCCGGCAUGUGACCUCGGGCGGCACGGGGGGGUAUAAAUUGAAGAAUUUUCAAGGCCAGAUUGUCGUGGAUAAACGGGUGCGCGAGGAGCUGGAUCGGAUUUUGCUCUCCUUUCGGAUUGAAGUUGAUAAUCCGAUUGGUAUUUUGCAUCAGGAUGCUGCCAAGACAUUUUUGUUUCAGUGUCAUCCCCACAAGUUGUAUGAGUUCUUCAUGCGGGCUACGCAAUUGGAGAAGUGUAAGGCUGAUUAUUUUGAAGCGGCAGCGGAAAGAGAGUUUUCGGCCAGUAUUCUCCAAGAAAAAGUCGAAGCGUUACCGUCUUUGCAAGCGGAAAAGUUGAAAUGGGAACAAAAGCUUCAGCUCGUCGAGGAUAUCGCUUCUCGAGAUAAUUCAUUACAAGAGAAAAAGGUUGCACUUGCUUGGUCUGUGGCCAAAGAGGCCGAAGCCGCCUUGAAUGUGGCCUUGAUGAAUGUUCAAAAGAUGGAGAUCAAAGCGCACAAAGCGGAGCAACUGUCACAAGAACAAGUCACCGAGCAGAAAAAAUUGAAGAAAGAGAAGAUCGAGAUUGAGAAGCAGAUUCAAGAAUUGGCCAAAGCCAAGAAUGAGCGGGAUCGAGCCAUGCAAGAGCUAAGGAAAGUGUUCCAGAAGGAAAAAGAGGCUGAAAACCUGCAGAAAAAGUCCUGCCAUGAGCUCGAGAGUCAAAUAGAAACCAAGAAGAGCGACAUAUCAAGUUUGGAAGAUGAGAUCACUCGAUUGAAGGCCGAAGGGGAUGCCGAAUUUGUCAAGAUCGUCAAUGAGCGUACGCGACGGAUUGAGACCCUCGCUCAACAGGUAUCCACGUGGCACGAUCAAGUCAAGGCCACCGAAGGCCAUCUCUUCAAUCAAGUGAACAAUCAAGAAAGGCUCCAAGGUCAAUUGCUUGAAGCCAAGGCCGUGAGCAGUAACAAAAAUCGUUCCUUGGAGGUCAAAGAAAAGGAGCUGAAACAGAUGCGCGAGUCCGGAAACAGUAAGCUUUUGGCCUUGGGUUCUAACAUGCCGACUUUAAUUGGUAUGAUUCAACGUUCCAAAUCCAAAUUUGGACAAAUGCCCGUAGGACCGUUGGGAUCCAUGAUCAAUUUUAAGCCGGAAGUGUCCGAUGAAGUGAAGAUCAUUGUAGAAAACGAGCUCCGGACAUUAUUUUCGGCUUUUGUUGUCAACAGUUUUAAAGACAAGACCAUUCUACAAGCCCUCAUGAAAUCAGCAAAAGUGCAAGGUCAAGUUAUUACGACUAAAUUCAUGCCUGAAAAAUACGAGCUUACUCAUGGGUCUUGCCAGCAUGAUAAACAUCGUAACUUACUCUCAUUUCUUGACAUUCCCAACGCUGUGGCCUUCAAUGUCGUUGUAGAUCAACGAAGAUUGGAGCAAAUCCUGCUUUUUGAGCAUGAUUGUGAGGCCCAACAACUCCUCAAGCUCCCCCGCACGGUUCCCAAGAAUUGUCUUUACGGGUUGACGAUGAGCAAGAAUCAAUUCUUCCCUGCUCCUGCCUACCGCACCUAUGUUGUUUCAGGUCAUAUGAACCGACCUUUCCUACAAUGUGAUAGCAAGGACUUCAUCAAAGCCAUGGAAAACGAUAUCGAAGGUUUGAUAAAGGAAUCCCGUCAUGCUCAGACUGUGCUCUCAGACUUGCAAUCCGAAGUCAAAAAAGGCGACAUUGAAAGGAAAAGAAAUGAGAAGAUCAUCAAUGACUUGAAGUGCAAAAUCAAGGCUAAGAACAUGGAACUGAGCCAGUUGAAAACCGAGGCCGAGACUGAACAAGCACCCGACAUAUCAGCCUUGGAAGAAGACCGUGAUAGAUUCCAAUCAGAAUUGAAGGAACUCGAGAAGCAACUCCAGACUGAGGAAACCAAAUUGGAGGAACUGAAACAGUUGUCGGGAGUAGCCAAAGCAAAUCUCGUUCAAAAACGAGAUGAAACUGAUGUUUUUGGCGGUGUCGAUGACUUGAGCGAAAAAUUGGGCCAAGUAGAAGAAACCAUUCGCAAGACUGAACGAGACAAGGCCUAUUAUAAGAAGAAAUAUGAGGAUUACACCACCCAAGUUCGAGCUGUGGAUAAAGAAGCCGACCAAUUAAAAGCCAAAUACAAUGAGCUCGUCACCAUCGCUCAAAAAUGUGCCCCUGAACCCGAUCAUCCCCUUGACAAGCCCGACAAGUUGAGGCGUGAGGUUGCCACCUUGAAGAACAACCUAAGCCAACAAAAAGCCGCCAUUGAACCGAAAGAAGUGGUCGUGGAAUACAUGAAUAAACACCACAAACUCCUAGAGGAUGCUCAAACCAUGGUGAACACCAUUGAAACAAGUGUGUCUAAACUCGAGAAAAUGCUUGUCAUGCGAAAGAAGGGAUUCGAGAAGAUUCGCUUGUCGAUCAUUCGCCGAGUCAAGAACUACUUCAAUGUGCGUCUCGCCGCAAGGAAAUACACUGGAGAAAUCAUCUUCGAUAUCGAGGCCCAGACCAUGGAAUUGAUAGUCUGUCCGGAUGGAGCCGAUCCCGCCGUUGCCAAGAGAAGCAUGAAAACUUUGUCGGGUGGAGAGAAGAGCUACUCGACGAUCUCGUUAGUGUUGUCUCUGUGGGACGUGAUGAGUCCGCCGUUUAGAAUCCUGGAUGAAUUUGACGUCUUUAUGGACAUGCUCAAUCGACGAGCUGCGUUGCAACAGAUCGUGGAGUAUGCCAAGAUGAAGAGGCAGUAUCAGUACAUCUUUUUGACGCCAUUGAACACGGAUAACAUCACAGUGGAUGAAGACCUGAGUAUCAUUCGUUUGGAGAAAAGCCAAGACUGAUCAAGUUUUUGCCUUGGAAGAGUUCAGAUUCAUUGUCUUAAUAUCGGUUCUCGCGGAGGAAUGAUAGAACAUUGUUGGUUAUUGUUGCAA
Tigriopus californicus is the source of this 3532-nucleotide messenger RNA. Its product is annotated as structural maintenance of chromosomes protein 6-like. Gene Ontology annotation, cellular component: nucleus; site of double-strand break; Smc5-Smc6 complex. Gene Ontology annotation, biological process: double-strand break repair via homologous recombination. The transcript has 2 exons. Gene Ontology annotation, molecular function: damaged DNA binding; single-stranded DNA binding. NCBI's taxonomy places the organism in Eukaryota, Metazoa, Arthropoda, Copepoda, Harpacticoida, Harpacticidae. The record is from RefSeq and is a predicted model, not a curated record. The coding region runs from base 164 to 3442 and encodes 1092 amino acids.